Symbiodinium sp. CCMP2592 is the source of this 2013-nucleotide messenger RNA. NCBI's taxonomy places the organism in Eukaryota, Dinophyceae, Suessiales, Symbiodiniaceae. The record is from the annotation of a GenBank genome assembly.
AUGGAAGGUGUGGAGGGAGAGAAUGGAGGCUGGGAUCGCCUGUGGUCCGCGCAGUCCGAGCGUGUUGCAGAAAUGCAGAGAAUGCUCAAGUCAGCAUGCCGUGAUGCCGCUUCCCUGACGGAGCAAGCCGAUGCGCUGAACGCAGUCGCCACCAGCAUGUGCCCAGAGGGUCAGCAGCUUCGGCCAGCAGUUCCGACACUACAACCAAAACCUCAAGCAGCCCAACCGUGUCAGCAGCCGCUACCGGCAGACGAAGGGGCUGGCAGUUAUCCUCCGGAUCCCAGUCUGCAGACGCAAACGGUACAAGGGCCAGAGUCUGAUGCGGCGCAGGAGGCAGCAUCAACGGUGCACCAUGAGGAGAUCACUAACGUUUCGAACGAGGUUUUGCGACUGCGCUUGCUGAAGAGCCAACAUGAGGAACUCAAAAGCCAGUUGUCUCGCGCUGAAGCUCAGUUGCGACGACUUUCGCCACAUGCAGUGUUUCAGCUGCGAUCGUAUUUGGAGAAGAACUUGCGGGAGCCAAGUUUGGCCGUGCAGGUUCAGGAGGCCAUCGUGAGGCUGAUGCAGUGCUUGCUUGCCAUCUUCAAAGUGGAGGUCCCAUCGCUCACGGCAGAGGCAUUGCUCAGCGGAGCUCGCAAGCUGUUCCGAGACCCUCACAGUUUCACAUCGAAGCUGUGCGGUAUGGCGGCCUUCUCUUCGGAUGAGGCAAAGAAGUUGGCACCCUUCUUGACGUCCGGCUCGCAAUUUAGGCGUGUACGAGAGAAAGAGGUUAACGAGUGCUACGAAGCUUUGCAUGGCUGGCUGUCUGCAUUCUACACCUACUCGAGCGUGUCCGAUCAGGUGGGCAUCACGGUGCAACAACUCGAGAAACAAGAGUGGCUGCUUCGUCGGUUGAACAACCAGGCCCUGGACUCGCUUCUUGUGCCAGCGGUCCCAUCCUCCAGUGCCAGUGCGAGUGGAGGAGUGCCUGCUCCGCAAGUAGCUUCGAUGUUUGCUGCAGUGUCUGCACGUACCUCGCAGCCGGUGCCAAGCCACGCCAAGCCUGUGUCGUCCGCCCGAGUCACGGCGUCUCCCCUCACUCGUUCGAGGCGUGGGUUGCAGGGAUUUCCUGCUGGACCUACAGCUUUGAGGCCCGCUCUGGGAAGAUCCCGACAAGCGACGGCAUGGUCGGAGAUCGAGGGCACGCAUAGCCGCUCCCAGUCACCAGUGCAGGGAAGUGGAAGUAGUCGGGUCUCAGCUCGGCCUCGUGCCAUCUCCUCUGUGGCCUUCGGCAGCCCAGCGAUGGUUUCAGCGCGGUCGAAGGAGGCUACAUCUCCACCGAAAGCAACCGCAGCUGCGCCACUUGGGCGUACUCGGGCGGAGACGGUCUGUGGCAUCUUCGCUGGAAGCGCUUCAGCAGAGGGUCUUGCACGUGUUCAUUCAGACAAAGCUCUGACACGAAGCCCCAGGACAGUGGGAAGGCACGAUAGCCGCUCACCAUCACCCGGAACUGGCAGAGCGUCUCCGUCUGUACCGCAGCGCCUCAGGGGUCCACCACAGACCUUUAAAGUCCGCCGCGACACGCGACCAAUUUCGCCAUCUGCUUCCGAGGGUGUUAUCUCAACUGCGCAGCGCAUGGUCAGCGCGCCCACUGAGCUUGCAUCCAGAUCCGUGGCAGUGCGAACUUCGAAGACCUCUGUCGCCUCUGCACGUGUCAGCAGCACCCGUCAUUCUGCCACAGCUCCUCCAGGACGAGGUCAGCACAGCUUGACAGCAAAGCCUGCUGCGCUACGACAAGGAUCUCCGGACAAAGGUGUUCGCCUUCUGCUUCGGGUGUGGAGCCGACUCCGAGGGCUCUCAGUGCGACUCCGAGACUCCGCCUCUCGCGGCUUCCGCGUCUUUCGCGGCGAGGCCAGAAGCAUCCGGCAGUUUCGAAGCGGUGGGCCGGAUGAUUCUGAUGGAGAGGAGCCUCGUGGUCCACACCGAAGGCAGCUUUUCUGUGCACAGAUGUCUUUAGUGUCGGCCUGUGGAUAA